CGCAUAUAUCAUGUGCCUUACAGUGGUUCCAGCAAGGGUCUCUUUCAGCCCUACAAUGGGCCUGUGCGUCUGCCCCACAUUCGCGUAACCAACAGCCAUCAUGUGGGAUUUGGGUGCUCUUCCACUCACAACAACAAUACUCCUGUCACCUUCACCAACAUACUUCAGCGGUAUUCCUCAUGUAAUUCUGGCACCCUAUCAUCGGCGAAAUGCCUACGCACCUGGCGCAUCCAUCUCCGAAGCGCAAGCGCGAUCAACCCGCGCCUAUUCCUCUGCUCAACACGGCUCUGGCCCUGCGUCCCGCGUCAACACCGCCACGAGGUAGUCCCGCGCCUUCGUCGGGCGCCGAUAGCCCUCGAAAUGCAGUCGCAGACACGCUGCGAGGUAUGACCCUCACUGCGCUCUCGGAAAUACCCAUGUCCCCGCUCACACCUACCGACGAUGUAAUACGCAAGAAGCCGAAGCUCGAUGCUAUGAGAGCAGACAGCGGAACUGGCUCAGAAAUAUAUGCAGCCAACGAAACACCGAACAGCUAUACAAAUAGGAAGCAUAUAGAUACUAUUGCUACGACACCCGAGAUGGAGGUCUCUAGGGUGAUACCAGAGACCCCUCAGUCGUCGCAACCCCGCUUGUUGCCAGAUAUCGCUUCUUUCGCGCAAACCACCAGUUUUGUUUCGUCGCCCGCAACAACUAAAUCGCAGCCGUCUAUAUCCACACACGAAAAGCUUCGCGCGCAAAAUCGAUCGUCUUCGCAACCCCACCCUCGGGCUAGAUCACCGUCGCCGCCAAUGUCGACUCUCACGUGGCGAGAUAGUGAGAUCACGGGACACCUGGUCGAUCCGUCAACUGAUCCAGAUGACGAUGGUACUGGGCUCAAUGGGAUUGGCUUUAGACCCACACCAGCAUUAGCAUAUGCUAGAUCACAGAAGCGACGACAACAGUUGACAGAGUGGAAGCUACGGGAGACUCGCGAGGCGAGAGCAAAACGUAGCGAGAGGCGGAAGAGAGGCGUCAGAGAUAUGCCUUCAAGGGAAGUCACCGUCGAACGGGAAGUCAUGCCCGUUACUAAGAUUGAGACCACGAAGCGGACAGUCAAGUUCGCUAUAUGAAAUGUCGAGGAGUUAAUCAUAAUUUCCAGAGAAGUGUAAUCAGAUGGGUAAGCCCCAGUAGGGACGAUGACGAUUUCAUGAUAUUUAUGAUACGGGUGAUGUUGGAUUAGCAGCAUCCUUGGAGUAUGGCGCGAAAGGGUGUUUAUCUUUCCACGAUAUAUUUAGCAUAUACGAUCAUGGCGCCUUCUGCUGAAGUUACAGUUGUUACA
This is a messenger RNA of Alternaria alternata, 1318 nucleotides long. RefSeq lists its product as hypothetical. Lineage: Eukaryota; Fungi; Ascomycota; Dothideomycetes; Pleosporales; Pleosporaceae. The transcript has a single exon. The record is from RefSeq and is a predicted model, not a curated record. Bases 210 to 1109 code for a protein of 299 amino acids.